Merops nubicus (carmine bee-eater) is the source of this 462-nucleotide messenger RNA. Its product is annotated as voltage-dependent L-type calcium channel subunit beta-3-like. Gene Ontology annotation, cellular component: voltage-gated calcium channel complex. The record is from RefSeq and is a predicted model, not a curated record. Gene Ontology annotation, molecular function: high voltage-gated calcium channel activity. NCBI's taxonomy places the organism in Eukaryota, Metazoa, Chordata, Aves, Coraciiformes, Meropidae. The transcript is spliced from 4 exons. The annotation marks the transcript as partial. Gene Ontology annotation, biological process: calcium ion transmembrane transport; regulation of voltage-gated calcium channel activity; chemical synaptic transmission.
AUGAUGCAGAAAGCUCUCUUCGACUUCCUCAAGCACAGAUUCGACGGCAGGAUCUCCAUCACCCACAUCACGGCUGACCUCUCCCUGGCCAAGCGCUCCAUCCUCAACAACCUGGGCAAACAGGCCAUCCUGGAGCGCUCCACCACCCGCUCAAGCAUCGCCGAGGUGCAGAGCGAGAUCGAGCGCAUCUUCGAGCUGGCCAAAUCCCUGCAGCUGGUGGUGCUGGACGCCGACACCAUCAACCACCCAGCCCAGCUGGCCAAGACCUCCCUGGCACCCAUCAUCGUCUACGUCAAGGUGUCCUCACCCAAGGAGCUCUUCGACGUGAUCCUGGAUGAAAACCAGUUGGAGGACGCCUGUGAGCACCUGGCUGAAUACCUGGAGGUUUACUGGCGUGCCACCCACCACCCACCUCACGCCCCCCACGCCGUCCCCUCGCCCACCGGCCUCCCGGGCCUGCAG